This is a messenger RNA of Cebus imitator (Panamanian white-faced capuchin), 3967 nucleotides long. It is a transcript of the gene IL2RB, whose product is annotated as interleukin 2 receptor subunit beta. Gene Ontology annotation, cellular component: membrane; external side of plasma membrane. The coding region runs from base 60 to 1793 and encodes 577 amino acids. Gene Ontology annotation, biological process: cytokine-mediated signaling pathway; immunoglobulin mediated immune response. The transcript has 10 exons. Gene Ontology annotation, molecular function: cytokine receptor activity; protein binding. Lineage: Eukaryota; Metazoa; Chordata; Mammalia; Primates; Cebidae. The record is from RefSeq and is a predicted model, not a curated record.
UCUGAGAAAGAUCGCAGAUUUUGGUGAAACCUGCCGAAGAAGAAGAAAAAGCAAAGAGAAUGUUUUCACUCUACCUGUUUCCCACGGGAAAAGCAGAAGCCACUGGCUUCCUUCCUCAGCUCCAUCCUGUGGAUGUAAUGGCUGCCCCUGCUCUGUCCUGGCAUCUGCCCCUCCUCGCCCUCCUCCUGUCCCUGGCGACCCCUUGGGCAUCCGCAGCAGUGAACGGCACUUCCCAGCUCACAUGCUUCUACAACUCGAGAGCCAACAUCUCCUGUGUCUGGAGCCAAGCCGAGGCUCUGCAGGACACCUCCUGCCAAGUCCAGGCCAGGCCGGACAAACGGCCGUGGAACCAAACCUGUGAGCUGCUCCCUGUGAGCCAGGCAUCCCGAGCCUGCAACCUCAUCCUCGGACCCCCGGAUUCUCAGAAACUGACCUCAGCGGACAUCGUCAACCUGAGGGUGAUGUGCCGUGAAGGGGCGCGAUGGAGGAUGAUGACCACUCAGGACUUCGAACCCUUUGAGAACUUUCGCCUGAUGGCCCCCAUCUCCCUCCAAGUCGUCUAUAUGGGGACCCAUGAUUGCAACAUAAGCUGGGAAAUCUCCCAAGCCUCCCACUACUUUGAAAGAAAACUGGAGUCGGAGGCCCGGAUGCUGUCCCCAGGCUGCACCUGGGAGGAGGCCCCCCUGCUGACCCUCAAGCAACAGCAGGAAUGGAUGUUCCUGGACACGCUCACCCCAGACACCCACUAUGAGCUGCAGGUGCGGAUUAGGCCUCUACGAGGCAAGCACACGACCUGGAGCCCCUGGAGCCAGCCCCUGACCUUCAGGACGAGGCCUGCAGCCCCUGGGAAGGACACCCCUCCUUGGCCCAGCCACCUCCUUGUGGGCUUCAGCGGGGCCUGUGGCUUCAUCAUCUUGGUCUACUUGCUGGUCAACUGCAGGAACACCGGACCAUGGCUGAAGAAGGUCCUGAAAUGUCACACCCCAGACCCCUCGAAGUUCUUUUCCCAGCUGAGCUCAGAGCAUGGAGGAGAUAUCCAGAAGUGGCUUUCCUCGCCCUUCCCCUCAUCGUCCUUCAGCCCUGGCGGCCUGACACCUGAGAUCUCGCCGCUGGAAGUGCUGGAGAGUGACAAGGCGACGCAGCUGCUCCUGCAGCAGGCCAAGGUGCCUGAGCCCACGUCCUUAAGCAGCAAGCGCUCGCUGACCAGCUGCUUCACCAACCAGGGCUACUUCUUCUUCCGCCUCCCGGAUGCCCUGGAGAUCGAGGCCUGCCAGGUGUACUUUACUUACGACCCCUGUGCAGAGGAAGAGCCUGAUGAGGGUGGGGCCGGGGCGCCCACAGGGUCAUCCCCCCAUCCCCUGUGGCCUCUGUCAGGGGAGGACGAUGCCUACUGCACCUUCCCCCCUGGGGAUGACCUGCUGCUCUUCUCCCCCAGUCUCCUCAGUGGCCCCAGCCCCCCAAACACUGCCCUUGGGAGCAGCGGGGCCAGUGAAGAGAGGCUGCCCCUUUCCUUGCAGGAGAGAGUCCCCAGAGACUGGGACCUCCAGCCCCCAAGGCCUCCCACCCCAGGAGUCCCAGACCUGGUGGAUUUCCAGCCACCCCCCGAGCUGGUGCUGCGAGAGGCGGGGGAGGAGGUCCCUGACCCUGGCCACAGGGAGGGGGCUGGUUUCCCCUGGGCCAGUCCUCCUGGGCAGGGCCAGGUCAGGGUCCUUAACUGUCGCUUGCCCCUGAACACCGAUGCCUACUUGUCCCUCCAAGAAAUCCAAGAUCAGGACCCAGGUCACUUGGUGUAGACAGAUGGCCAGGGUGGGGGGCAGGCAGUUGCCUGCUCUGUGCCGGGCCUGAGCAGGGGCCUGUUGAGGACUCUGUGCCCGAGCCUAGUCCACUGCUGAGGACACUCAGUGUCCAGUCCUCUGGAUGCCUCCACCCAGAUGGCCCCCACCCCCUGCACACUUGGCCCAUCCAUUUCCAAACCUCCAUUGCUGCUCCCUGGUCCUGCUGCCCGAGCCGGGAACUGUGUGUGUUGCUGGGGGAGGUAACUCCUCAAUUCCCUCUUCAGUCACCCAGUCCCAUGAGUUUAGUAUCUGAAGCAUCGCUCCUCUCCAGCCCUGCAGCUAUUCCCCAUCAGUCCCCGAAGCUCUCCAGGGCUCCUCACCCCACCUCUUCCCUGGGUUUUCUACCCCAGCCUCCUCCCCUCCCCUCCCUCUCCAGAGAGCAGCCUGAGCAUGCUUUCCAUAACCCAAACAUGGCCAUGCUCCUCCCCAGUUAAAAAAUCUUGCAUGGCUCCCGCUGCCAUCAGCCCCGCUCAUCUGGCACCUGUACCUCCUGCAUCAUGUGAGGACAGUCCCUUUGGCAACCGUCCCUACAGUUCUGAGCUGCUCAGAGCUGCCGCACACCCCCUCUGUCACACCUGCUUAUUCCCUGAGCCUGCUGUGCCCUCCCCCUCAUUUAGGUGACAAACUCCCCUGGAGGGAAGCACUCCCUCCCUUAAUCUGCCGGAAACUUCUAGCCUCAGUACUGGAGGUCGAAGCUAUCAGGGACCCAGGGCGACUGGAGAAAGAGACCCUGUUACUUGGGAUCUCUGAGACCUCAGAGUGCUUGGCUGCUGCAUCCUUCAUGCUGGGCCCCAAGUAUGGGCACAGGUCCCCCCACAAAGUAGACGCCUGCUGCAUCUUCCCACAGUGGCUUCACAGACCCACAGGAGAAGCUGCUGGAGAGUAAACCCUGGGCUCCGAGGCCCAGGCAGCAGCCACUCCUCGUGCCGGGCCCUGAUGCUGCCAGGCCUGGGACCUCCCACUCCCCCUCCACUGGAGGGGUCUCCUCUGCAGCUCUGCAGGGGUUGGCACACUGGUCUCAAAAGGGCAGCUCCACAGGGCAGGGUCUCAUUAUCUUUUCACUGCCCUGGACACAGUGCCCAGCACCCCAUCGUAUACCUUGGAUGGACACAUGAAUUACCUGGCGGCACCUGGUCUGGGCUCCCUGCGCCUGACAUUCACACAGACAGGCAAAGUCCCAUGCCUAUGAGGUCUGGCAAGUCCCCUUCUGCAAGGGGCUCAUCUGCACACCUCAGUCUUCCCCGUCUCACACAACUGGCCCCUUCCUUCUCGUGCCCCUCCCCUCCCCUCCCCUCCCCUCCCCUCCCCUCCACUCCACCUAUCUUUCCUCUGCCCCAGGCAGAUCGCAUUGCACCUGCACUUAUAGGCCCUGCUCACAGCUGAUUGGGCACUUGACCACAUGUCCCCAUAGGCUGAGCAGUAGCCUAUGAGGGGGCCUGGCACCAAGCUCUGUCCAAUCAGGUAGGCUGGGCCUGAACUAGCCAAUCAGAUCAUCUCUGUCUUAGGCAUUUGAACUCAGGGAGGGAGGCCCCUGGGACCAGGUGCUUGUGGACUAAGCUACCUGGAGAAGGUAGACAAGAAUUGAGCCACUGAGCAGAGGACCUUGGGCUCCCAAUACAAAAAUACCUACUGCCGAGAGGGCUGCUGACCAUUUGGUCGGGAUUCCUGUUGCCUUUGUAUCCAAAAUAAGUUCCCCUUUCUUGAGGUUUUCUGAGUCUUGGGUCUGUGCCUUGAAAAGAACUUAUUCACAGGACAGUCUGACCUCGUGCCAUAGGGUCCUGCAUGUUCCAGACCACAGGGAGCUCCACACCUUUGCUGCGUGUCCUGGGCAACCUACUAAACCUCUCUGCAAGUCAGCUUCCUUAUCCCCCAAAGGGAAAUUGUAUUUGCCUGCUCCAGGAGGCUCCCACGUCUUGGGAGGGUUACAUUUUUUAAGUGUUAGUCAUUUGUGAUCUUAGUAUCUAUACAUCUGUAUCUUUUAAUGAUCUGUGUGUACUAUCUUUGUGAUUAUUAAUAUUUUUUCUUGAAGUCAAUUCACUUUUUGUUAAAAUACAUUUAUUUAAAGAAAAAUAUAUUACUCUGUAAAUGAAAAGAAAACGAUUUUCACUAUAAAUAAAAGGUAGCUGUACAAA